AUGUCUUCAAAUGAGGAACCCGAAGCACUACCAGUGGCUGCAACCUCAUUCCCACAAUUGUCCUUCCUCCCUGCCGAAAUACGUGAAGUGAUAUGGCAAGCCGCAGCCUUCCCUCGCAUCGUAUACCUCGAAGUCAUCAAGGAGCCGGAACACUACUGCUCUCGAGUCUGGUCGCAGACUUCAAUUGGAGAUCCUCAUAGCAUGGCCUUCUUCGAUCUCGACCACCAAUCUAAAGACGCCAGAGGGAGCGCUGCGCCAAUCAUGUCCGGGUUUGGCUUGCAGAGCAGGAGUGUGCCGGAACUGUUCUACGUGUGUGUGGAGUCUCAUAAGAUUGCCAGGACAAUCUACACCAAAUGCUUUGGCACGAAGACUCAUCCACCUAAUGCUUAG
Molecule: messenger RNA, 390 nt
Organism: Cadophora gregata
Lineage: Eukaryota; Fungi; Ascomycota; Leotiomycetes; Helotiales; Ploettnerulaceae
Exons: 1
Coding region: 1-390 (129 amino acids)
Source: RefSeq, a predicted model, not a curated record